This is a messenger RNA of Dicrocoelium dendriticum, 2059 nucleotides long. The record is from the annotation of a GenBank genome assembly. NCBI's taxonomy places the organism in Eukaryota, Metazoa, Platyhelminthes, Trematoda, Plagiorchiida, Dicrocoeliidae.
GUUAUGUGCUUUUUGGAGGUCAUUGGCACACAACCUUCACCUCAUCAGGCCGGUGGCUUCCGGUGUUGUGCCCCGAAUAACCAUGCCCCGCCUGUCAACGAAUACUGGCAACUACUUACCGCGGAAAGCCGGUAUGAAGAUUCACCCGCAUGGGUGCAUCACUUCGCACUCUUGACUUGACUGGAUCUGCAACCACCUGAAUGUUACGUGCAAGCAAAUGCAAAUCCGCCCCGCCCCACAUGGGCCGAAUCGGUAUGAGAUUAACACCAUACAACACAUCAGCUUGCACCAAACGGAAUGGUGGGGUAGCAGUCGAUGCCUGUUCCCCCGCAUCUCACUUCAUCCGACACGGCGUCGUUGGUGUUGUUUGGCUUGCCUGUGCCCACUUGGCGGCAGGUUUGUGCACACUUAGCCAGAGAGUGCCAGUACAAUUGCGUUUUUUACCAGUGCGUCAGCUGUGGCUACAACUACGUGUCUUACCGGUAAAUGUCUGUUGUCGACUUGGCCCGGCAGAAGAGAAAGAUUUGGGGGCACAACGGCGUAGUUUGAUGGAGCAACUGGCGUCAGUCUGUCGUGUUACAUUGACCGGUCAAUGCACAAAACAUUUGCUAAUGUUUACUGAAAUAAAAUGCGCAUCCUACUUCUAUGACACAGAAGAACCAUGAAUGUAAAACCCUUUAAUUUUAUCGCCGCUGUCUUCGUUCCGUUACUUCUCACGUCAUAUGCUUACGUUCGUGAACAGAAGCUCCUGAUCAAACCGGUCUACUUCCGCAGCACGCCGUCAAUCUUACAUGCCUCAGCUGGAUUCCGAACACACUCAGAUAAGGUAGUGAAUCCUUCGACUCGCAGCAGAUGGAACGCCGGUGGACACCAGGAUGUUGCAAAGUGGCGAAGUAGUGGAGUGUACCGAAUUCCACGGGACUUUGUCCUUAGUGCCAGAUUGCGUGCAUUCGAUCCCACAUUCGUCGAUGGUAUACGUACAAAACGGAACACCUGGGCUGUUUCUACGCCUCACGAACAAUCCAACCCUGAACCCACUUAUCCUCGCUACCCACUGCGUGAUGCGAAGGUUGAUACUUCACAACCCGAGAAUCCAACACAGUACGCUUACAAAUCUUUUGGCACGUCUGAGGGUCAUCCAACGCAGUUCGAUGGGGAAAACUGGGUAGACGACGAGAACGAUGACGAAUUCAGUGAUGACGGGUUAGAGGAAACGAUGCCAACUGACUCUGAUGCCAGGAUCAGACAGCAGUACAUACCGGGACAAAACCAUUCAGCGAUAUGGCGGCCAUUCGAAAUAGAUGGAUACAAACCGUACGAAGAAGAGGAGGCUACGGAGCCAGUGCAUGCAGUACGCAGAUCACCUAGUCCAUGGCCGAAGCGGGACACCACACAACUUGGUACACCAAGGCAACUUGCGUGCACGUUACCUCUGGAUAGGGGAAUCGGGCCUGAUGACAUAUCCUCGUGGCAUUACAGCCCAGAUGAACGCAGGUGUCGUUGGUUUGGAUACCGGGGACACGGUGGUAAUGCAAACCGGUUUUACAGUCGGGCAGCAUGCGAGGCAUACUGUAUCCGCGACUUGGAGAACAUGUGUGAGGCAGUGACGUGUUCCUGGCCAGGCACAACCUGCAAUUUGAUGGAAGACCGACCUUGCAAAGACACAGAACGGAAUCAUGGCAGGGAGUGGCGUCUAAAGUGUCCUCCAGAUCACCCGGUGUGUCUGAGCCGCCGAAAUACGCGUAUGUCACCAGAUAUUACCUUCGGGUUGAUCCCACCGGAGUGUUUUCAGCCCAAGGACAGCGGCACGUGUGAACGCAAAAACCCAUCCGUGAGUUACUACUACGAUGGUGGAAGAAACGCGUGUAUGACCUUCUACUUCCACAACUGCGGAGGAAACGACAAUCGGUUCAACACCAAAUCGGAUUGCAUGACCCAUUGUUCCCCUUGAUUUUUUAUCCAUUGUAACUCAAGUGUAUUACACGUGUCGUAACAUUCUUCUUUUUGCCAAUUUGCGAGCAGAAAUAACUAAGUAUAAAGGAACAGUUGAACCAAUCAA